Messenger RNA from Durusdinium trenchii, 982 nucleotides. The record is from the annotation of a GenBank genome assembly. NCBI's taxonomy places the organism in Eukaryota, Dinophyceae, Suessiales, Symbiodiniaceae.
CUUCCAUGCGAUCAGGAUGUGCGUUCGCUCGGCUUGAACCCAGCAACAGUCCGAAGAUCAGACUGACAGCGCUCCCGUUUUUCACUUCUUCAAACAUAUCCUUUAUGCAGGAGCAGGCAGCAGGAAGAACUCAUAAUUGAAAAAAAGAAUGGAACAGAGGACGGGAAAAGAAGAUUAUGGAAGAAACACUAUUGCCAGCAGUCACUUCGGACUCCAAACCCUUCCUUUGGAACUCACGGAUCUCUUUCAGCCGAGUCCCAGGUGGAUGAGGCCAAGGUGGAAGGAGAUGCACCUGGGUGGGGAGCCCAAUUGGCAGAUGGUCACCAAGGGCCGCAUCAAGGCCAAGGAGAAGCGCGACGAGGCCGAGAAGCCAUCGACCCAGGUUGUGGAGGAGAGUGUACAUUUUCCGGCACAGACGCAAGCUGGCCAUCAUCAGGACAAGGACAUUCUUCACGCGCCCGUGUGGCCUGACACCGAGGACGAGUUUCAGGAGAGACCCACCAAGUCAAAGACCAAACAGUUGCGAGACCUACCGCCGGAUGAGGUGCAGGUGCCAGAAAACCCGGAGAGAUUAAGUACUCAGGCGCUCGUGGACUUCCUGCAGAACGGCAGCAUCCGGCGGAAGUUGCUGAGGCGUGGAGUGCCCAUACGAGAACAACUCGUGCGGUGGUUCCGGGAGCUGCAGGAUCCGCCCAAGAGUCUCGCGGCUCCAGCUCCGCGGGCCAAGCAGAGUGCAUCUGCUUCCGCAAGCGGAGGUAGACGAGAUUCUCUCCCCAAGGCCACACCUGCACCUUGGUCCAAGCUGGCGAAGAAGAGCGAGGAGAAGAGAUCGAUGCGGGCCGAGGCUCCUGAGUUCUUCCCCAAAGACAUGGAGUCCAUGCCGGCAGGGACGGUCCUGGUGCCCUGCGUGCGGGGGCCAAGACGGUUCUCUUGCAGUGCCUGCCGGGCAUAUUUUGCUCAUCGGAGCCAUGGGUUUGCCUGA